GAGUCACAGCGCAUCCCGAGGAGAACUUAAAGGUCAUGUAACACAGCCGAUGUAAACAAACCAGCCGCGGCAAGUCUCGGCCGCUGGCGUCAUGAACCAAAGGCCGCGGCGGGACCUGCGCGGCGGCCCGUCAGCGUCCUGCUCUUUGACGCACCGCAGUGAAUGGCUCGGGUCACCUCACCUCAGUCAGGCCAUGCAAUCACAACUGGACAGGGUUUUUUUCCCCGGGUCUUAUGCCAUUGUUCGCGUUAUUGUGCCGCGUUCCUUUGUUCACACACCGGUCCGCGCCGCGCCCGUCACGUGAGGUCAUAACAGGAAUUAUUACGCAGCCACUUCUUGAUGAAAUGGAUAUGUUUUGCUUCCUGCUAACACAACAUUCUGCUUGGUCAGCGAAAUGCAUCGCCCUGCUGUCUUUGAGUGAUGAAUCCGCCGCUUCGUCAGCCAGUGUGUUCCUGCCUCUGUUAAUUAGCGUUACAGAAAACGCGUGACUUCUGUUGCUCUGCAUGUUUGCCAUAUUUGCAUUGCCUGAUACAUUAUUGGCAAAUAUUCCACACACACCUGAGUCUGGCAUUGCUUGAGUUUCCGUUUUCCUUCGCAGCCGGUGGCGGGCCGCCAGCCAGCCGCCCCGCGCUCAGUCGUCCUCUGCUCGCUGGACGGUGAAGGUGUGCUGCCGCCGCUCCCAUCUCGCCCUGUGACUGCCUCACCGGGGCGCCGCGCGAAGUCAGACUCAGAGCAGCGGUUCGGUCUAACACAGAGGCGUGAUAAUGGUGACUUGCAGCGAGGGCCUUGCGUUACCUUGGCCAGAGUGAAGUGUCACAGCCCAGGCUAUGAUGAGCUGUCCGGGCGGGUCCUUGUAGUGAAAGCGGUGGUGACGACUGGCGCCAGGCGAGCCGGGGACCUCGACGAGCAGGGAAACAGUGAUCCCCGCUCCGUCCUCUGACUCGUCCUCACGCUCGUCCCCAUCCACAGUCACGAUUGUCGGUCUUCGUCAGCGUGAUCCUCCUGAAGGACGCCGCGCAGUGAGGGAGUCACACGCUCCGCCCCACCAAGGAUGCAUCCUGCCACGAGGACGUGAGGAUGUGUGCCUGCCUGUGGGCCGGGCUGGUGGGGGCGGCCCAAUACUUGCUGUGGGAGGCAGCGGCGCUGGUCAGGCCACCAGCCCACGUGGUGCUCGUAGGCCUCGACUCCUCGGGCAAGACCACGGCGCUGUUCCGCCUCCGCUAUGGCCACUACGUCAACGCCGUGCCUACCGUGGGCUUCAACACGGAGAAGGUGCGGGCGGGCGGCGGCCACUGGCUGGUGUGGGACGUGGGUGGGGCUGAGCGAGUGCGGCCCCUGUGGCGCUCCUACACCCGUGCCACGGACGCUCUCGUGUUCGUGAUUGACUCCAGCGGCGGGGAGGAGCGGCUGGAGGAGGCGCGUGUGGAGCUGCAGCGCCUUACGAAGCAGCAGACGGCGCAGUGCGUGGCUCUCAACAGGCCUCGGCCCCCGCUGCUGGUGCUGGCUAAUAAGCAAGACCUCCCCGGGGCGCGAGAGCCGCAGCACCUGGCCAAGGCUCUUGGCCUGCCCGAGCUGCCUGACUCGCAGCCCUGGGCAGUGGCCCCAGCCUGCGCCGUCACGGGCGAGGGCCUGGACGAGGCCAUGGCCACCCUCCAUCAGAUGGUCCUCAAGACGCGGCAAGCUCACAAACGCCAGUAAGAGGAUCUGGUGUUUUCCGCCCCUCCUCGUCCAGCAAAGCGUCAGCUGUGACGAGGCUUCCUCCCCCAGCGGAAGCUGAGAUAACGCCUGCAGGGUCACGUAGAGAGCGAUCCACGCAAGCCAGCCUAACCCUGUGGUGAGGUUCCUCCCAAACCCCCAACGCGCCGCACUAAUUACACCUCAUAAAUGUUUGAGGAUAAGUGACCCGCUGUGUGCGCCGCCCCGCCCUCCCAGGCCCCGCACUGGGCGGGCACACGCUGACAGCGUACUUAAAGUGAAGUUGUGCAUGAAGUGGUGGUGCUGCUGCUGCUCUGGCGGCAGAGGAACAGUGACAGGCUCUGAUGUGUGCAAGAUUUUAGUGUACAGAAGCACUCGGCAAACAAACGCUUGUUGUGUAAAGCUUUGAGGUGAACAACCAGACAUUGGACACUGAAAAAAAAGGCUUAUUAAAGCUGCUUGCUUCACUAAGUUUGAAAAAAAAUGCAUUAGUUUCUCAUAUAAGACUAGCUGAAAGCUUAACACUGAGAUGAAUGUUGCCUGGACGUGUAGGUAAGCUGGAAGUGUUCGUGCAGUGGUAGUGUCACCCGGAGGUAACGUCUGCAUCGCACGGGAGACGUGACUGCCUCCCGAGUCUUGUGUUUGUGAAUACUGUCAUUUUUGCCUCAGUCCCUUUAUGUCAGGGAGGCGAGCAGCGUCUCUCGUGCGUCCAGCGAGUGAGGAGGUUCACGGUGGUCCGUCACUGAGGAACACCACAACAACUGUUCAUCAUCUGCUAUUGUAUGGGGGUCACUCUAGGGACUCACAAUUAUCCCGAGCCUCCUUAUCCCGCCCUUUAACUCCCCUCCCCCUGUCCCUCACCCUUCCGUGUUCAUCUCCUUGCGGUCCCUCACCCCCAGCCCCACUCUGCCCCUCGCCUCACGACCUCUGCCUCCCUGCCUGAUCCCUGGCCGACCCUCGUGCUCCCCGGCGGCCCCUGCACCCCGCCACCACCACCUGGGUUCCCUAAUUGCCCAUUUCCUUUCCUUUCCUCUCGCGGGUCGCUGUGAGGGAGAGGGAUAAAAGGUGGAGAGAAGCGUUAAGAAAUGGUCCGUGGAUUCUGGGAGGGUUGGAGAAGGGACAGGCACGGAGGGGAGUGAAGAAAGGGACAAGUGGAGUACAGACGCGGAGAGAAACGGUUGGGAGGAGUGACAAAGCCCCCAGGGAAUGAGGGAGGAACUGGUGACCUAUCUUCUUGGUCUUUACACGCCCCUUGACCCGCCGGAAGUGGAGGUCAUACGUGGAGAGGAGGAGGAGGCAGCAGCAGAGGGGGACGAGAGGAGGCAGCUUCGUGUCAGGCAAAUAGUGCUUCUGAUGCGCUUCUUGGCUUCAGUUGGCUCUUCUCCUCCUCCUCUAGCUCCUUCUCCUCCUCCUCCUCCUCCUCUUCAAGGCAGCCACACGUUUUGCACACAUUAAACGAGCAGGGCGGUGAUGGCUAAGCACGUAGAGUCAGCACCAACCGCCCCGUGACUGGUCUGUGUUUGCCUCAACUUUGCUUGCCUCUCCUCCUCCCUCCCCCUCACAUUCAUUCCCCAUCCCACGCUCCUGCCUUAAAAAUUUGUGGCCCCCUAACCCCGCGAUCCCAUUUCUAUAACCUACACAAUCUAUGACCUCCAAAUUGUAUGGCCUCGCUAUUUUGUGGGCUCUUGUGUACACGAACAAUGGAAGGCCGCAGCAGUCACUCCCUCCCUUCGGCCCUGGUGCUCAGUCUCCCGCUACAGUCACGUUCCCAAAGAAAGAGCAGGGUUAUGGUCGCCCUUGUUGACUUGCCCGCACAAACACGCCAAGCUUUAAUCCAGUAAGCAUCGUGGAUCAUCCCUGUGGGCCUCGCUAAGCUAAAUAAAUGCCCCCAUAUCCUCCAGUACCCGUCUCUUGCCCCUUCCCCACAUGUUCUUGUUUCCUUCUGUUUCCUUCCCUCCAUCCUCCGUGACCUGUGUGGUGUAUAGGAGGUCACGGUACAGUAAGGUCACGUUCAUCUAUUGUUGGGCUGUCGCGACACACACACACACACACACACACACACACACACACACACAGAGAACAUUGAGUAAAGCCGUGGGAAAGCCGCCUAGUUUUGUGUCGGUUUGUUAGCGAGACACGCCCCUGUCUUCUUUCCUUCCCUAAUACGUGAGGCACUUUGAAGCCAAUCACUGACACACUGCCCCAAGCCUUACUCCAACAUGAUACAGUAAACCUCCCUGCCUCUACUGCAGCAUAACUAGACCUGCACCCACUCAGCCACACCUCUUAACUCACCACUGACGCGCUGCCCCAAUCCUUACCCCAGCACAUGGCACACUAAACAACCCUAUCUCUAAUACUGCAGCACAACUUGACCUGUAUCCACUCAGCCAUGCCCCAUAACUCAUCACUGACACACAAAGCAGCCCUUCCUCUACCUCUCCCUGCCACACCUUGACCACUCAACCACACCCUCAACUCAUCACUGACACAAUUGACACCGCGCCACGCCCCUGACACAGAGCCCCGAGCCUCACACAGCCUUGACGCCCUCUCCGUGACUCCCUGCGGCCACAGUCCUAUCCCAGCCACACCUGAGAGCCCCGUCAAGGUGAUCCCGGGGCCACAGCGGGCAGAGGAGCGGAUGUGUUACCUCUUCCCUCCCUCUCUCACCAGUCCCUCCCUUCCUCUCCCUCCAUCCCACUGCAGUCUCUCUCUCCCAUGCUCUUUUUUCAAGGGUUUCAGGGUGAGGGGAAUAAAACACGACUAAUAACAGUCAUCUGUGUCUGAGUUACGUGGGACGAAAUGCAAAGUGCGUAUUGUGUUUUUCUUUGAGCGGCUAUUCAGUUUUAGAGGAGAUGAUUAUUGCUUCCUCCGAGGUGUUUGUUUGCUCCUCCGCUGUUUUGCUGCUGUUUUGAAUGUUCUGUUUGGUGUUUGUGUUGUUUGUGUUUGUGUUGUUUGUGUUGGUGUCCUCCUCUUAGUGUUUAUUUCCUGAGUCUACUGAAGCUUUAAAAUAUUCUAAGUAUCUAAGUGUGAAGGAGGAUCAGAGUAUUAAAAAGAGUGCGGUCAGUAAAGUGUAAACACGUAUACUUUCUGUGUGUGUGUGUGUGUGUGUGUGUGUGUGUGUGUGCGUGUGCGUGUGAUAAGGGCAUUCCUCUAUGGUGUGCGUCUUGCCUGUGAUAAAAGGUGAUGUAUAUCUCCUGUGUAUCUGUAACCGUAUAUAGCUACUGUAUUUUGUAUCGUCCUGCAUCUGAUUAGAGUCUUGUGGCGGACUGAAGGAAGGAAAGAAACAAGGAAGCGUCCACCACAGCUAGUCUCGUGUUGUUACCUUAGCGCUGUUUCCACUCCCCGAACUGCAACCACUGAAGGGAGGGAAGGAGUGAAGUGAGAGAAUGUUAGUGAGAGAACGUCAGGUGGUGUCAGGUUACACGGCAGACUUGGCUUCGUGAGUAGGUAACCCCCCCUCCAGCUGACGCUCUCUCACCAUCGCUUGAUAAAAGUGUCCUCUGCCACCAGUAUUACGUUCCUGGGAUACGAUCUGAUAACACACACACACACACACACACACACACACACACACACACACACACACACACACACACACACACACACACGCACGCACGCACGCACGCACGCACACACGCACACAGACAUCAAUAGGGACAGUUAUUAUGCAGUCACACAAACAUUUUUCUGAACGCGCGUGUUCCACUGUAUGUAUAUCAAAGGAAGUUGUGUGUGUGUGUGUGUGUGUGUGUGUGUGUGUCGUUCAUGCCUAGAUAAUGAUGAUAGUAAUGAUAUUAUUAUCUCCACCACCACCACUACUAACACCGCCACCGCCGCCGCCGCCACCACCACCACUACUGCCAACAAAAGGUCACAUCGAGGCGCCUCCUGUCUGUCUGUCUGUCUGGGUGCCGUUGCCUUUACUCAUGGCCUCGUCAGGAGCGGCACGGUGACCUCAACCGCCGAGUCACAGGGUCGCGGCGGGUCACAGCGGGUCAUGGUGGCUUUUUCAAAACUCAAAACUCGUUUAUUCAGAUUCUUACACAUGCGUAUUGAUAUUCCAAACCUUUAUAGAGACAAACACACACCUGUAGUUAACUCUUAUCACCAGUCUCCACACCUUCACACCUCCAAACCUGUCUCCCUGACCCUCCAAAGUUCACCAAACAUGUAACAGCACACAUGUGCCUCAAACACCUGAAUUACACGUCACACACCUGUAGUUUUCCCACACGUGAAGCCCUCCAUUUUUGUACUAACAAACUUGUACACGCACAUUUUACACCUCUGCUCCCUUUACACACACGCACGCACACACACACACACAAGCGCGCGAGUUAACGAGUAAUGAAUUUAAGAUGAACGUGCAGUGUCGCGCGUUGUAGGAGCGCUUUGGGAAGAAAAAAUAACGUGUAUUUCGAGACUGAUUGGCGAGUGAGGUGACGGAGGCGAGGCUGAAGUGCCGUGAAGUGACGUGAUGUGGCUUGAUCUGUACCAAAAUUCAUGUUUACGGAGGUGUCUGAAGGAGGAGGAGGAGGAGGAGGUGACCUUUACGUUCCCACCAUUACCUGUUCUCACCUGGCCUCGUUUGCUUCAGGAUUUCUCUUAAUUACUGGCCAUUACCUGGAGAGGCCGCACGCUGUUAUUGUAUAGACUGGAGAAGAGGCGCAAACCAAACAUGGCUGGUUUCAUACACAUGGCGAUGCUGCGGCUUCCCUCCCCUCUCCCUCUCCCUCCUCUCCCCCGCCUGCCCGCCAUGUGAGCUGCGGCCAGUGCGUGCGGUGGGUGUGGUGAGCGUGGCGGCUGUGGUGUGUGCGAUGUGUGAGGCGAGGCAGUGUUGUGUUCCGUGUUGGGUAAUAAUGGCGGCAAUGCAAGCACCGUGUUGGACUGAUGAGUUAUGAAUAUGAUUUUCUCUUUCUGCCUGUCUGCCUCGAUCUCUCUCCCCCUCCUCCUCCUCCUCUCUCUCUCUCUCUCUCUCUCUCUCUCUCUCUCUCUCUCUCUCUCUCUCUCUCUCUCUCUCUCUCUGGCGUAUCGAUCAAGCAAUCAUCCGGCAGUGCAUGUGCCUGAAGCUCUAGUAAGGCCUGAAGUGCGGCGCGUCGCGUGCCAACCAGCAGGGCGGUGACUGGCUAGCGACGCCUUGCACGGAACCCGAUCAGACACCACACCUCCCGCCACCACCUUCUCCUCCGCCCGAUGUCAUCACACUGUAGGAAAUGGCGCGUCGAUGGCCACUCUGAAGGUCUGUUGCGGCGUACUGGGCCCCUGCUGUGGUGCGCCGGGGUCUACUACUGUGGCCGCACGCUCCUGUUCCCGUCGCAGUAACGCACGAGUGACGGUAACACUCCUCUUUACGAAAGUCGCGAUGACACACUUGGCUGUCCCCCUCCCCGCGCCGCCUUUCACCCCACUCUCGAGACUCCCUCCGUUCCGGUCUGCGUUUGCUCAUCUGGUGAGGAAACUGUAUCCGUAAAAAGUUGUCCUUGAUCCCUGGGGCAGCGGAGAGAGAUGGGGGCAGCUGGGACGACCGCUCGGGGCCUCUGAGAACGCUAUUAUGUGAGAGUGGUAACUUGGUGUGGCUGGGAAACUCGCGGGAAGGGAGUCUGUUACCUCUCAUGGUGAUCAUCCCGUCUGCCUGAUGCCUGGGUCUGGUAGCAGGUCGUCUGGUCAUGUUUCAGGAAGGUGGCGUUUCGCUGAUGGAGUUUCACGCGUGGAGGAGGAAAACACGAGCCUCAAGUGCCUUUUAAAAGAUCACAGCUCCGGAAUUCUGACAUAAAAGAGCAAUCUGGCGUCGGUUUCUGAAUGCGAGUCGUUCCACAAAGACUAAAUGGAGCAAGUUCACGGAUUUUUUAAGACUGGGACGUGAAAACUUGGUGAGGAGUUGGGAGUGAAAAGUUAAGUUAUACUGGCUGCGUCAUUAUUUCUGUUCGGUUAGUUUUCUCGAGCGAGGAGUGCUGGAGGCGAGGUGUGAAAGGCGCCACCAGCUACUCCCCGCCUGGCCGCUGCACCUCGCUAGUCUGCGCCACUGAACUUCCUGUCUCGAGGCGGCGGGAGAGGCGAGGCGUGGACGGCCGGGUGACGCAGGGCUCGGUACGGAUUGGCACCUGGUAAUGUAGGUCCCGGCGGAUGGCAAAUGAACCAGUUGUAGUACGGGAACUUCCUCCGCUUACUCUUUCUUUUUACUCUCUCUUACAGCGUCCUCUCUUUACUCUUUUCUCGUACGCAGGUUUUUUUUUUUUUUCCGGUCUCUCUUCCUCCUCUUACAGUUUCUUAUUUUUAUUUUCUCCCUUCCUCUCGUAUUCCGUCUUUCUCCUCUUACUGUCUUUUCUUCUCUCUCUCUCUCUCUCUCUCUCUCUCUCUCUCUCUCUCUCUCUCUCUCUCUCUCUCUCUCUCUCUCUCUCUCUCUCUCU
Messenger RNA from Scylla paramamosain (green mud crab), 8108 nucleotides. RefSeq names its product ADP-ribosylation factor-like protein 4C. The transcript has a single exon. Gene Ontology annotation, biological process: vesicle-mediated transport; intracellular protein transport. The record is from RefSeq and is a predicted model, not a curated record. Bases 1078 to 1698 code for a protein of 206 amino acids. Gene Ontology annotation, molecular function: GTP binding; GTPase activity. NCBI's taxonomy places the organism in Eukaryota, Metazoa, Arthropoda, Malacostraca, Decapoda, Portunidae. Gene Ontology annotation, cellular component: plasma membrane; cytoplasm.